UUCGACGCGAUUCGCGAGCAACUAUAAUUCCGAAGAAGAGGAAGACGGCACACCGGUGAACGCGUCGCCAACGCCGCCAUCUUAAAUCAAAGCAGCGUUCCCGCGGUCGAUCUUCACGGCGAUAUUAUUGUCGUCGCGUCCACGAGGUUCAUCCUCGCCAGACGGAGAUUCAACAAGUGAAUUAUACGCACGAUGGAUCUUUGUCGGCAGACGUUCGAACUCGCACUAAAUUACGUUACGUCACGAUUGUAUUGUUCCGGCACAAUUGCGUCCACGCGCCGGUGCGAGUCGUCAGUUACCUCCGCCCCGUCCCCUCCCCCGCGGCUUCCCGCGCAGUUCGCCGUUUUAUUUACGCGCUACCGAGUGCAUGUGAUUUAUAUACAAUGAGUAAGGUUAAGGAAUCUCCCCCGACAGAUAACGAAGCGGAAGAGGAAUUCAGUGUGGAAAAAGUUUUGGACAGAAGAGUUGUAAAGGGAAAAGUGGAAUAUUUCUUAAAAUGGAAAGGAUAUUCGAAUGAUGAGAACACAUGGGAGCCAGAAGAGAAUCUGGAUUGUCCCGAUUUAAUUGCUCAAUUUGAAGAGCAGCGGAAGAAGAAGGAGGCAGCUGCAUCUGGAAAGCGGCAUGAAGAAAAGGAACAAAAGAAACGAAAAAGCAAUAAUACACCGACGCCCACUCAGGCUAAGAAAAAGGCAGCAGUGGAAGAAAAGAAGCUGGAAGGUAAAGGAUUUGACAGAAAUUUAGAACCCGAGCGUAUUAUUGGUGCGACAGAUUCUAGUGGCGAGCUAAUGUUUUUAAUGAAAUGGAAAGGAACUGACGAUGCAGAUCUGGUACCUGCACGCAUCGCUAACGAGAAGUGUCCACAGAUUGUGAUCAAAUUUUACGAAGAACGACUCACGUGGCACAGCCCAGCCCACGACGAUGAAAGCUCUGCAAAAGCUGACCCGGAGUAGCAUCCAGUUUUCCUUCAUGAUUUAUUUUUAUCACUGCAAGAUAUUCCACUGUAAUAAUUACCUUAUUACCUAUUACUCUAGGUUAUUUACAAGUUUUUCUAACGUUUGUAGGUGAAAAAUAAACAUAUGACUUUUCCAAACCAUAUUAAUACAGAACACAUUGUAGGAUAAACUGAAAGUUUUAAACAAGAAAAAUAUUACUAUUGGUACAAUUGUCAUUACUUAAUGGAUAACAUAAUGUAUUUUCAAAGUUGUAAAAACGUGAAUUUUUCAAUGAUAACAUGACUUAGUAAGACGUUUCAAAAUUAAUAUUUUAUGUUCUAAGUAGUGUUUAAAUAUGUAUACUCAUUAAAAGUAUUUUUGUUU
Molecule: messenger RNA, 1316 nt
Organism: Pogonomyrmex barbatus (red harvester ant)
Lineage: Eukaryota; Metazoa; Arthropoda; Insecta; Hymenoptera; Formicidae
Product: chromobox protein homolog 5
Cellular component (GO): nucleus
Source: RefSeq, a predicted model, not a curated record